AUGUCUCGUGUUUACAGAUCGCUUCUCUAUAUGUUUAUCGUGGUCCAGAUGUUCGGUCUCAGUUUGUGUACAAAACCUGUUCUUUUGAGACAGGAAGCCAGUCUUGACAAGCCGAACCAGAAUCUUAACCAACACAGAGCGCCCAAAACAGUUGCAGAGCUUCAUAAUAUUGACAAGAGGGAGACUGCAGUUAUCGCAGAGGAUAAGAGACUCAGAGACUUCGUUGGGAAAAGAGCUCAAAUAGAACCGGUUGAACUUCAGCCUUUGACCCCCGAGCAAGGUUUCUCUGAACUGCCUAUAGAUGCUGUUGCAGAUUAUGAAGAAAGGCAACCAGAUGUUCACGAUGGUAACACUUACAUACCUGAAGAACACCUUUUUCCCUCCCCGCAGUCAUCUUUUGAAGAAUCUUACUUCCUUCCGCCAUAUUACAAGAGACUACGCGAUUUCGUGGGCAAGAGGGAGGAGAAACGUCUGAGGGAUUUUGUUGGUAAACGACUGAGAGAUUUUGUAGGGAAACGAAGCCAUAUUCUAUACGACGACGGUUUCACCAACGAGAAGAGACUCCGGGACUUUGUGGGGAAAAGAAACGACUUUAUAGAGAACUCUGAAGACGAGUUUCAGCCAGAUGUUUCCAAGAGAUUACGAGAUUUUGUCGGGAAGCGAGACCUCAGUGAUAACUUUCGCUUUAAACGUGCACGAGAAUUUGUUGGAAAACGAGAUGACAUCAGUAAAAGACUACGAGACUUUGUUGGCAAGCGCGCCGAAUAUUAUCCUAGCUACCUGUUGCCGAGAUACGACAAACGACUCCGAGAUUUCGUCGGCAAACGAGAGGCCUAUGAAAUUUUUGAUGAAGGUAAAAGACUGCGAGAUUUUGUAGGGAAACGAGACGGAGACGAUAUUUUUGAAGAAGAUAAAAGACUACGAGACUUCGUCGGCAAAAGAGAUGACAAACGCGCAAGAGAAUUUGUGGGGAAAAGAUCUGACAAGCGCGCCAGAGAAUUCGUUGGGAAAAGAGACGAUAAACGCGCUAGAGAAUUUGUUGGGAAACGAGAUGACAAGCGCGCUAGAGAAUUCGUUGGGAAAAGAUUCCAAUUUGACGGCGACAGUGAAGAAGAGCCGUUAGCCUAUAAAAGACUGCGAGAUUUUGUGGGGAAAAGAAAUGACUUCACAGACUUUGACAGACCGGCAGUGGGCAAGAGACUCCGUGACUUUGUGGGCAGGAGGUGA
Molecule: messenger RNA, 1227 nt
Organism: Candidula unifasciata
Lineage: Eukaryota; Metazoa; Mollusca; Gastropoda; Stylommatophora; Geomitridae
Source: the annotation of a GenBank genome assembly